AUAAAGGAAGCGCGUGUAUUGUCACCUAUGUGACUGUCGGAUGACGGUGCGCUCCGGUUGUGCUCGAGUUUUCGAGGGGCGUUUUAAUAUUUCGGAUGUUGCUGACGUUUCAACCUCGGGCGGUGACAAGUACUCAGGGCUGUAACAAUCGUGGCGCAUUCUCGUUCACUCCCUUUAUUCGUCUCUCCUGUCCUCCUUCCCUCUCUCGUUCACUCUCUCUCCUUCCUUCGCCGAUCUUUUUUCGCUAUCUCGCAUCUUCUAUCUCUCCCUCUUGUUUGCACACACACAUACGCUGCGCGGCGCUUGCGCACGCAUACACACAUAUACACACACACAAAUGUACGCGACAUAGCUCUUCCCGUGUUCCCGUCUUUCUCCUUUCCUUCAUCGUCGACGCGUCGUUUUAACGGUUUCCCAUGAUUUUUCGAUAGUAUCCCAUCUACUCAAGAUUAUCAGUGACGUAGAGUAAUUAUUCGGCGAAUUUUUCUCUCCACGCGAAUGUCGCGAGACAGCUCGUACGGUACAUAGAACCCAAGAUCCUUUUUUUACAAGCAUUGUACGAAUCUCGUGAUUGUCGUAAAAGUUGGUGCAUCGCUCUUCUCGUCACGGCUACUCCCGUAUUCGAUCUCUUUCGCGCUAGUCUCCUCUCGCGAUCGUAAUUGAAAGAAAAAAAAUAAAAUAAAAAAAAUAAAAAUAAAGUAAUGCGGGGAGUCGUCGUUCUCGACGACUUUAGUCACACAAAGAGUUAAUUGGAUAAUAUAAUUAACAGUGCCGGAUCUCUUAAUGGGUUAAAAAGAGCCUGUACUCUUUUUUGUUUCUCAAAUUAGUUAGCCACCCCUUCGAUUUUAUCACCGUGCUUGUGAUCAUGGCGAAUCGGGGUACGGCUCAAAGACCAAAUGGAUCGACACAAGGGAAAAUCUGUCAGUUUAAGCUAGUUUUACUUGGUGAAUCUGCAGUUGGAAAAUCGAGCCUUGUUUUAAGGUUUGUCAAAGGACAGUUCCACGAGUACCAGGAGAGUACAAUUGGUGCUGCAUUUCUAACACAAACCGUAUGUUUGGACGACACAACUGUAAAAUUUGAAAUUUGGGAUACUGCGGGGCAAGAGCGUUAUCAUAGUCUUGCGCCAAUGUACUAUCGUGGUGCUCAAGCAGCCAUUGUUGUAUACGAUAUAACAAACCAGGAUACAUUCUCACGUGCCCAAACAUGGGUAAAAGAAUUGCAGCGCCAGGCCAGUCCAAGUAUAGUAAUAGCAUUAGCUGGAAACAAGGCAGAUUUGGCAAAUAAAAGAGUUGUCGAAUAUGAUGAAGCUCAAACGUAUGCAGAUGAAAAUGGCCUUCUUUUCAUGGAAACAUCUGCUAAAACGGCGAUGAAUGUCAACGAUAUUUUCCUUGCAAUUGCUAAAAAGCUUCCUAAGAACGAACAAUCAGGAAGCGCAAGUACGAGUGGUCAAGGUCGUCGACUAGUCGAGUCGGAUGGGCAAAAGGCAGCAACUGGCAAUUGCUGCAAGUGAUUAUCUAAAUCCGUAUGUGUCUCACAAUAUAUAUAUUCGUAUCUAUACAUAUUUUUACAUUAUUUGAAUAUAUAUACUGUUUUCAAAAUUAAUUGGGAAAAAACUACAAGAGAUAUUAUUCCAUUAAUGAAAAGUUGAAAAAUAUUUGAUAUGCCUAAUGAAUAUGUUACAAAUCAAAUGCAUAUUCGGUGUAUAUCAAUCUGUUCACAUAUUUUUAUAAUAAUAGAAUAUAUAAUGAAAAGAAAGCGCGAUCAAAAAAGGAAAAAAAAAGGAAACGGGGAAAUAUAUCAAUUUCAUAUUGUGUAGAAUAGACAUUUGCACUUUAUAAUGCUUUUAGCAGAUUUUUGUAUUAGUAUUAUAUAAUAUGGGAGGUAUCUCUGAGUAGUCACACACAUGCAGUUUCAUAGAGUAUAUUAUAUUUCCUGUUAUAUGUUUAAUAUUUUUUAUAGUAUAUAUUCUCUCGCGCCUUUUGCCUUCUUUAUAUUUAUUGGAACAAUAAAUAAACACGGCGGAUUAAAAUAAUUAGAUAAGAAAGAAAAGCGCGGAUUAUGAAAAUAAGCUCCAUUAUAUGACCGUCAAAUUUAUAAUCUGCAAGGUAUAAAUGUGUAACUAUAAUAUUGAUGUAUGAUAUUUAGCUGAUAUUGACAGUUUCUUGUAAUUAAAAGAUGGUUUACACAAAGUAUAUGUGAAAAAAACAGUUCUAAA
Formica exsecta is the source of this 2215-nucleotide messenger RNA. RefSeq names its product ras-related protein Rab-5C (gene Rab5). Gene Ontology annotation, molecular function: GTPase activity; GTP binding. The transcript is spliced from 5 exons. NCBI's taxonomy places the organism in Eukaryota, Metazoa, Arthropoda, Insecta, Hymenoptera, Formicidae. The record is from RefSeq and is a predicted model, not a curated record. The coding region runs from base 866 to 1510 and encodes 214 amino acids.